CGCAGCAUCUGAUCCGAGGAGCCGACAACUUUUCCUCCACCUGAUCCACAUUUCACCACCGGGGUUCGUCUCUGCUCACAGCCGGGUCUGACGCUGCUGACGAUGGUCGGCUGAUCUCUGAACUCAACGUUUGGCUCGCUGAGCUUCGCCGGUCGCAGUCAUGGCCAAAAGCCCRGAGGUCAAGCUGGCAGUGUUCGGCAAAGCAGGCGUGGGCAAAUCAGCUUUGGUGGUCAGAUUUCUAACAAGACGCUUCAUCUGGGAGUACGAUCCAACAUUAGAGUCGACGUAUCGUCAUCAGGCCAACAUCGAUGAUGAAGUCGUCACCAUGGAGAUCCUGGACACGGCAGGACAGGAGGACGUCCAGCAGAAGGAGGGUCACAUGCGUUGGGGGGACGGAUUCUUCAUCGUCUACGACAUCACAGACCGAGGAAGCUUCGAGGAGGUAGCUCCUCUCCGGAGUCUCCUGGAGGACGUCAAGAAGCCGAAGAACGUCCCCUUGGUGCUGGUGGGCAACAAGUCCGACCUGGACCACGUCCGGCAGGUCUCCACCGAGGAGGGGGAGCGGCUGGCGGCCGAGAUGGCGUGCGCCUUCUUCGAGUGCUCGGCCUGCGCCGACGAGGGCGGCGCCGUGGCCGAGGCCUUCCACGAGCUGUGCAGGGAGGUGAGGCGGCGCAAAGCCGUCCAGGGCAAGGCCAGACGCCGCAGCUCCACCACACACGUCAAACAGGCCAUCAACAAGAUGCUGACCAAGAUCAGCAGCUAAAGGAGCCGCUGGCACCACUCACCUCUGACCUGCUUUUAUUGUUUCAUGGAGACAGUCGGCUCCAAAACACACCAGACUGAUUUAACGUGCAAUUAUCAUUUGUUGCUCCGAUUAUGGCAGGCCAUUUUAUCAUAUAAUCUGCUUCGUCUGACUCUCUGUAAUUACAUUCUAGAUUUAUAAAAAAUGAGUUUGUCUUGCCUGGAUAAUUAUUCAAGACAUCUGAAAUAGAGAAGCCAUUUAAAUGAAAAUAAUCAAGAUCUCUCAAAUUCAUUAAACAACGUCUAGAAAGGAAGUCAUAAAUCCAGUUCUUAAUAUCUUAGUUUUGCAGAGUCAUUAUUUGCUUUCAAGAUAUCUGCAGUUUAAUUUGCACUAGUUGCAGCUUAUAUAUCACAUAUCUUUUUAUACAUUACAUGUAUAGUUUUUAAACUAACCCUCUAUCUUUAAUUGUGGAUAUUUAAAAUAUAAAUAUUACAGAUACAGUAACUUAACAUCAAAUCUGACAUCAUUUAUAGUCAGAAAGUAAUUAGAGAUGUUUUAAAUUAACAUGUUUAAUCACAAACCUAUUUCAAAUAUCUGGAAUGUCAAUGUGGUGAAGCUGAUUAUAUGUCAAAACUGCCUGCCAUACUCUUAUAGAAAGAGCCCUGAGUGCAAAGUUAACAGUGCAAACCUGAGACAACUUUCUCUGACGGGCGACUAAAAAGUAUCAAAUUAAUUUGUCUCGACCCACAUUCACCAAAUUUUCUGUGGAAAAAACAAACUUGUCAUCUCUGGACCAGGACCUCGUUUUGUCUCUGCUUCGGGCUCUCGGUUCUGGGACGUUCUCCUAAACGAGUCAGAACCCAGUGGACUGUAAAGCCAGGACGUAGCGGAGGCUGCUGAACAAUCAGCUGAAGACUUUGUAAAUAAAAGCUGAAGUAAACAGUGGUUCAUGUUUGUCAUCAGUGUAAAUAUUUUAACUCCCUGAAGGAACUCACGUCGCCUCGCUCGCCAAAGUAUCCUUAAAACGAGCGAACUCGCUGAUUACUUGUGGCGGCCAUCUUGGAUCAGAAUGAUAACUUUCUGAAAGUUUUGUCCAGCUCGUAACGUUUUGAACGUUUUGCUACUAAAAAGCUGCACGAUUUGAAAUAUUUAUGUAAAGACAUSCUUUCGAUGCUGUAAUGCGGCCGAGGAUCAGCCUGGAACAUAAAAACWAGAGAAGAAGAAUUUAAAUCCUGGGAGCGGCCCGGCUGUCUGACAGAUAAUUACUGGGGUCCUCGUUAUCCAGAGCAGCUGCAGAACCAACACAACCACAUCUAGGUUUACACUUAAUGCAAACCAAAUCUGUUUUUAUUGUUGCUGAGUCAGCACUCUUACUAUUGUUCUGCUUGUUUCUGUGACCCAACUGCUUCUGUGUUUAUAUAUGGAAACGUUCGGCUCAUUAAGGACGCGGAAACGUUCGGCUCAUUCAGGACGCGGAAACGUUCGGCUCAUUCAAGACGCGGAAACGUUCGGCUCAUUCAGGACGCGGAAACGUUCGGCUCAUUCAAGACGCGGAAACGUUCGGCUCAUUCAGGACGCGGAAACGUUCGUCUCAUUCAAGACGCGGAAACAUUCGGCUCAUUCGGGAGGCGGCCGCUGCCACUUUUGCUUUUUGUAACUUAUAUUUUUCAAAAUAUUUAACUUUGAUUAAAAACAUUUUCCCCAUUGAAA
Messenger RNA from Austrofundulus limnaeus, 2452 nucleotides. It is a transcript of the gene rerg, whose product is annotated as RAS-like, estrogen-regulated, growth inhibitor. The transcript is spliced from 5 exons. The coding region runs from base 161 to 763 and encodes 200 amino acids. The record is from RefSeq and is a predicted model, not a curated record. NCBI's taxonomy places the organism in Eukaryota, Metazoa, Chordata, Actinopteri, Cyprinodontiformes, Rivulidae. Gene Ontology annotation, molecular function: GTPase activity; GTP binding.